ACGGCAGUGUAGUCGGCGAUGUGGGCGCCACUUUCAAUCCUUUUCCAUCCGUACAAAAUUAUUGAGACAACGUUUUAGUCGUGCAAUGUACGAUAUCCGGGAACACACAUGAUUAGUUUACAUAAGUGAGUUUCAGUGGGGAAAACCGCUUUCUGAAUGAAACUAGACAUCCCUUAGAUGGAGGAGGUGCAAGGCAAGAGAGAAACAUUUUUACGAGUUCGGGCAAAUAGGCAAACAAGACUGAAUGCCCGUAUAGGGAAAAUGAAGAGGAGGAAGCCAGAGGAGGGGGGCCAGGUAUGUCCACUGUGCAGCGCCCCAUUGGCUGGGAGCGAGGAGGAGAUGAGUAGACAUGUGGAACAAUGCCUGCUCCAGCGUGAGGGAGCAUUUGGUGAUGACGACUCUGCAGACGUGGAUGGAGAGAAUGGCCGUGGGUUCGAGGAGUACGAGUGGGCGGGCCAGAAGAGGAUCAGAGCCACUGCACUGCUGGAGGGAGGCUUCAGGGGAACAGGUUUUGCCAUGUGUAGUGCCAAGGAGAGCGCCGGAGACAGUGACGCAGACCUGGACGUGGACGGAGAUGACACCCUGGAGUACGGCAAGGCCCAGUACACCGAGGCAGACAUCAUCCCCUGCUCCGGGGCUGGAGAGGACCAGGGGGAAGCCAGGGAGAGGGAGGCACUACGGGGGGCUGUGCUCAAUGGUGGGAUGCCCUCUAACAGAAUAACGCCAGAGUUCUCCAAAUGGACCAACGACGAGAUGCCUUCAACAAGCAAUGGAGAGAGCAGCAAGACGGACCCAAACACUCCUUCAUCAUCCUCCUCCUCUUCUUCCUCCUCCACCCUGCGCACUUGUAAAAACAGUGAAAUAGAAAAGGUGACGGAGGAGUCCACAGCCACCACCCUGGAGGCUCUGAAGGCCCGUAUCAGAGAGCUGGAGAAGCAGAUAUUGAGAGGCGACCGAUAUAAGUGUCUCAUCUGCAUGGAUGCUUAUACAAUGCCGCUCACCUCUAUCCAAUGCUGGCACGUCCAUUGUGAAGAAUGCUGGCUUAGGACUCUGGGAAACAAGAAGUUGUGCCCACAGUGCAACACCAUCACCUCACCUGGGGACCUGAGGCGUGUCUACUUGUGAAGAACACGCUCCUUCUUUUCCAUCCCUUAGGUCUCUUCACCUCAUCCCAUCCGACCCUAUCUAAUUGUUCCCAGUUGAUUCUCUCUCUCACUUUCUCUCUCUCUCUCGCUCUUUUUCUCUAUCUCUCUCUCUUCCCUGGAUUGGAAGCUUAAGACCUCUUAAGAGCAUACAGAUACAAUGCAGCUGUCUUUAAGACACCACUGGCAUUUCCAAGGGGUUGAAGCUGGCUUACUGACUGAAUGGCUCUUUCCCUGAUUGUUUGAGGACGGAGCGUUUGAUUUUCUGACUGAAUGAACAACUGGCCGGCCAAAAAUGUAGUAAGAAAAGCAUCUGGACCCCAUGAUCCCAUCAGACGACUGGUAUCGUUCCAGCAAGUUGACUGACAGGCUUCCUCAUCUUUCUGUCCUCCUCUCCCUCACUGGCAUUACCGCCCUCUACAUGCAAUGUGUGGUAUUGCAUCUCCAAAAGACUACUGAGCCCUGGAGGUUUUGGCCCUGGCCAAAGUCGGCUGUGGCGAUUAAUUAAAACUGAGUCCCAUCACGCGUUAACCCCCCUCCACUAGCCAGCUACCUACCAUGGCCAGCCAAACCUUACUGUGACCCUACAGAUGUUUCUCUCACCGCUCACCUCCGCCACGCCUCCCCUCACCUCCUAGAGUCCCUGUUGGAACUUAGUAUGGAAAACCCACGACCCAUUUUGGUGUUGUUCUUUGACACAAUUUUUUUGUUUGGCCAUAGAGAAAGAAAGGUCUUCUUCUAGGUUGGGCUUUGCAAGGCAGCCUUGCUUAAACUGAGAGUCCCUGUUGCUUGGAGAAUGGAUGGUGGAGGAGGGUGACAAAGGGGAGACCUGUCCACUCAAACUGAGCUUUCAACCAAACUGAGGAUGACUACAGCAAACAUUGAGGAGUUUGAUACUGCUCUUCAUCUUCUCGUUGACGCCCCCCCCCCCCGACUUCUUUUGUUCUUUUUUUGUGGUGUUCUAGUGAAGUCAACCAAAAUCUUUUCCCAAGAUGCAGUGCAAGCACAUGUAAUAUAGUCUAUGUAUGUUUACAAUGUUGGGUGUAAAUGACAUAGAAUUCACACACGUACACACAAAUACAUGCAUACAGUUGCACACAUACAUGCACACACACAAAACAGACAGAGACCUAUACACAGACAUACGGAAGUAUAUAAUAUCAAAGUCCUGUUUUCAGUUCAAGUUUUUGGAGGGGAACUAUGUUUAGGGGAAAAAAAUGGCUUGAAAAAAACGCCUUCUGUAUUUUUAAAAAAAAGAUGUUGAUGUCUUGAGGUUGAAGUUGUAUUUCACUGUACAGGAAUAAAAAUAAAUAAUAAUAAUAAAACUACUCAAAACUAGAGGUUCAAGAUUUAGAUGGUGUACAUUUUUUUUCCAUGGAACUUCAGUCUGUCCCUAAAACGCUGUAGAUUUGAACACACAAUUUAUCCAAGAACUAUUUUUUUUUCGUUUGUUUGUUUGUUUGUUUCAGUUGCCCUCAAUUUUUAAGAGCAUCGAGAAAUGGAAUUGCUCCUGAAUUGCAACAGUGUCUGCAGAGAGCUGCUGUGCUUUAAGAGUUCAUCGUGAACCAUAGGCGGAUUACUAGACAAUGGGCCCCUGGGCACGGAUGUGUGUAAAAGUCCCCCACCCCCACCCCCUGCAGAGCAGGUACACUUGCUUGCAGCCAACAGCACAUUAACUAAAUUCACCUGUACCUCAACAGGAUUUACAGUGCAGAUACACAUAAUUAACGCCAACUAAGAUAUCAACUAAGAUACUGUCUCCUGCAGUUUCCUUCACUUUCUCAGUAGGAAUUUUGGGGCUCUGUUAUUUGACUAAGCCCUUUGACUAUGCGACAAGAAAUGCAAAGAUAAUAACAGCGAUUUCACGCAGAGGCUCUGGCUUAGGGGCCCCCGGGCCUAGGCCUGUUCGGUAAUCACCCAUGUCAGGAGCAAUGUUAACUUUAAUUUAUGUUUCUUUGCUUUGUUUUGGGUUGGGGGUUUUUUUUCUCAGUUUUUCUGAGUUAACAAUCUAGGAAGAAAAAAAAGUGUCUCUUUUGUUAUCCCCCUACCUGUCUCGAAAGGAAGUGUCUUCUCCGGUGUUUUUCAUUUUGCCAUGCUGCAUUGAAGUCCCAAACAGGCAACCCCCAACAGGCAGGUUCUUUUUAGCUAUGACGUGAGGGAAGGUUCGGAGAGGAGGGAUGGCCACGGCUGAACUGGCAACCUCCACGCAACCACAUGUUCCCCUCCUCUCUGUGGCGACAGCAAGCCGAGCUGCUGCUGGUUGGUGGUGGUGGGUGGUGGUGGUGUGCUUUGUGUUUGUAAAACUAUGUAUUCUGUGGUGUCUGUAUUGUUGUAAGCAAUGACAAAAGAAAAAAAAAUAAUAAACCUUCUCAAGUUUUACGAGUGGUCCUGUUCACAAAACCCAGGUGGAAACUGUUGAGAUACGGGGGAGGAUCAGAUGUUGUAAAGAACAUUUUUCACUAAAAAUAUAUGGAGGGGAAAGAUGGCCUUAAUGCAAAAAGACUCACCUGUUUGGUUUAUGUGCAUUCUCUAAUAGACCCGUUUGAAAUGUCAUCUCAGUGCACAUUGUUUUCCCUUCAUGCAUAUAUUUUUUUUCCCAAGAUGGUCUCAUUUCACCAUGAAACAACAAAAUGAGUUUGACCAGAAAACAGGCCAAAGGUUAAACCGCUCACCUUUGUCUUUUAUUUUUGCAGAGAACUGUACUUGGAUGUAAUUACACAUUAAACGGUCUGAAAUCUUAAAAGAUCUUUGGGCCGAGCGUUCAUCACUGAAUCGAAAUAGUUAUUAGCUUUCCACCCUCUUCGUUCCACUUAGCUAGGUAUUAUUGAGUUUUAUGUACUAAUGGGCUUAAAAAAAAGGAAAACACACUUUAGCAAGGCAACGUUAAGUCAUGAAUGGAGGAUCCCCUCAGUCUCUCACACCCUCCCAUUGUGAUUCCUCCAACCAUGACAAGUUCAUUUGAACCUGCCCCAAAGAUGACAAAUUGCACAAGAGGAUUGUGUCAAAACUAAUUUGUGUCUUGUAUAUUAUUGGAAAUGGUACAUGUCUUUCCCGU
Messenger RNA from Lampris incognitus (smalleye Pacific opah), 4197 nucleotides. It is a transcript of the gene rnf220a, whose product is annotated as ring finger protein 220a. Gene Ontology annotation, biological process: protein ubiquitination. The record is from RefSeq and is a predicted model, not a curated record. NCBI's taxonomy places the organism in Eukaryota, Metazoa, Chordata, Actinopteri, Lampriformes, Lampridae. The transcript is spliced from 10 exons. The coding region runs from base 178 to 1125 and encodes 315 amino acids. Gene Ontology annotation, molecular function: ubiquitin protein ligase activity; metal ion binding.